Messenger RNA from Nipponia nippon (crested ibis), 1296 nucleotides. NCBI's taxonomy places the organism in Eukaryota, Metazoa, Chordata, Aves, Pelecaniformes, Threskiornithidae. The record is from RefSeq and is a predicted model, not a curated record.
ACCAAUCUCAGCUUCUUUCCCACACCUAGUCCAGACCCUUUCAGUGAUGAUCCUUUUGCACAGCCAGACCAACCUACACUGCCUUUAUUUGAUUCUCUAAAAUCUGCUGAUCAGAAGGAAAGUCUGAGUACCUUGACACCAGUGGGUAAUGGUGCUUCAAAUGGUGAUAUUGACUACUUUGGUAAACAGUUUGACCAGAUUUCUAAUAGAACUGGCAAACAAGAAGCGCUAACAAACCAGUGGCCAUUUGAGAGUAAGUUGCCUGCAGCAAGAACUUCAAAUGGGGUACCAGAGAGAGAACAGAAUGGCUUUCUUAAAGCCCCAUCAAACCUGUUUGUGCAAGGUCCUUCCAAAGGAGUAUCUCUGCAGAAUGGAGUAAAGCUGGAUUCUGAAAGCAAUAUCCAGCUCAUGUCACAUGAGUCUAUAACAAUUAGCCCACCACCACAAAGUACCAAGCCAGGAAGAGGAAGGAGGCCCAUCAAGACUGCAUUGAAUGACUUGUUUAGCUCAGACUUGUUUGUGCCAACUACAGAGAGCCUUGGCUUGACCUCAGUGGCACAGAUGGGACCUGUGCCAACUAAUCCACUGGACCUCUUCAAAACAAGUCCUACCACAGCACCUCCAUUGGCUGAUCUAGGUGGCUUGCCAGUAACUUCAUCACCAUGGAGUGUACAGACAUCUGCCUUCACUCAAGCUGCAUCAGUCUUUCCUGUGUCUAUGAUGCCUGCUCAGCCUACAGGAUUUACUCAAGCAGUGCCAAGCUGGAGCCAGCCUGCAUCUUUUGAUCUAGCAGCCUCUCAGACCUCUGGUCUCUGGGCACAGCCAGCACAAGUUCCAUCUACUUUAUGGGCACAGCCAUCCAGUGCUGUAAAUCCCUUCCAGAGUAGUGUGUUCCCAUCUUCAACACUACCUGCACAGACCUCAUCUGUACUGCCCUCCAUGUCAACAACUAGCCCACUUCAGCCACCACCUAGAACUGCACCUCAGCAGGAGCUAUCCAAGAGAGAGAGUGAUGCUUUUAUUGCUCUGGAUCCACUUGGUGAUAGAGAGAUGAAGGAUGUCAAGGAAAUGUUUAAAGACUUCCAGCUGACAAAGCCACCUGCAGUGCCAGCAAGGAGAGGAGAGAAGCAAAGCCUUUCAGAACCACCAAAGCCUGUUCCCCGACAAACUGUGCUGCCAGCUGAUGAUCUAUUUGAAAGUCAAGCUAAACCAGACCUGUUCAGUGCCUCAUCUAAGGAAUCUCAGAAACAACCUUCUGGUCCUUUUGGUGAUCCUUUUGGUAACCCAUUUGCAUAG